This is a messenger RNA of Candidula unifasciata, 1314 nucleotides long. NCBI's taxonomy places the organism in Eukaryota, Metazoa, Mollusca, Gastropoda, Stylommatophora, Geomitridae. The record is from the annotation of a GenBank genome assembly.
AUGGCCGGUUUACAAGAGGUGACCGGUCUUCUAACCAGGACAGCGAGUGUCCAGACGGAGACUGGACUUCUUGGCCACCACGCUCAUGGCCUGACAGUGUUUACCACAGCCGUGUUUGCCGUGGGAGAGAUGGCGGGAUCUGGUGUACUGGCCUUGCCUUCUGCUCUUAAAGGCACAGGCUACAUUGGUAUACUACUGAACGUGGCCUGUGCCCUGGUGUCGGCCUAUACGGGCAUGCUGCUGGGCAAAUGUUGGACUAUAGUCAUGCAGAGAUGCCACGAUUACCAGCAGCAUAUACGGUACCCUUAUCCAGCCAUUGGUCAGGUCGCUUUUGGAAGAUUUGGAAGACUGGUGGCAUCUUGCAGCAUCAACGUGACCUUGUUCGGUGUGUCAGUUGUCUUCCUCCUGUUGGCCUCUGAAAAUCUCCAGUCUCUGGUCAGGAAUGCUGGGAGGGAUAUAUCCUUCUGCUAUUGGUUAAUCAUCGUGGCGGGAGCGCUGUGUCCAAUCAGCUGGCUCGGCACUCCAAAAGACUUUUGGCCAAUUGCAGUAGGGGCUGUUGUGUCCACCAGUAUCGCUUGCUGUCUGAUUGUUGCUAACGCCAUGUACGAUGGCAAAAAACUGAGUCCAGCUACUUACCCAGAGAUCCAGUUUGAAAGCUUUUUCAUGGCUUUUGGCACCAUUUGUUUUGCAUUCGGUGGUCACCCAGCCUUUCCAACAUUUCAAACCGACAUGAAAGAACCAGAGAAAUUUGGAAGAGCCAUUUUUAUUGCUUACUGCAUUGUCCUACUCAUGUAUCUGCCGGUGGCUAUCUGUGGCUACACAGUCUACGGGACACAGGCAGCAGACAACAUCCUAGAAACUAUGUCACCUGGACCGAUGCUUUACAUUGUUGAGGUGCUCAUCACCCUUCAUCUCUUCUGUGGCUUCAUCAUUGUCAUGAAUCCUGUGUGUCAAGAAACAGAGGAGCUCCUCAAGAUACCUACACAUUUCAACUUUCGACGGGUAAUCAUUCGGACCAUCAUGGUGGCACUAAUACUAUUCGUUGCCGAAUCUGUCCCUCAUUUUGGUGCAAUCCUGUCACUUAUUGGUGGUUCUACAACCACACUUCUGGCCUACAUACUCCCGCCAGUGUUCUACCUCAAGCUAUGCUCAAUGUCUGGAGACUGGGACAAGAUCACGGUCCCACUGCACGAGAAAGUUGCCUGCAUUGAAAUCAUGAUCAUUGGAAUUGUUGCCGGCGUGGCCUCGUCUUAUUCGGCAGUGUUGAAUUUGGUCACUAGUAAAUUUUCUACACCAUGCUAUGUCAAUUUGUAA